This is a messenger RNA of Alternaria alternata, 5090 nucleotides long. RefSeq lists its product as hypothetical. Gene Ontology annotation, cellular component: transcription factor TFIID complex. The coding region runs from base 83 to 4774 and encodes 1563 amino acids. Gene Ontology annotation, molecular function: RNA polymerase II general transcription initiation factor activity; transcription cis-regulatory region binding; chromatin binding. The transcript is spliced from 2 exons. Lineage: Eukaryota; Fungi; Ascomycota; Dothideomycetes; Pleosporales; Pleosporaceae. The record is from RefSeq and is a predicted model, not a curated record. Gene Ontology annotation, biological process: transcription initiation at RNA polymerase II promoter.
GGCUCAGUCAACACCCGCCACAAACCUUGACCGCAACCCACCCGCCGUAAUCUCGGAAGCAGGAUCGCCUGCGUCGCCUAACAUGGCGCCCAACGAGCUCGCCGACGUAGCGGACGACGCCUCGUCGGGCGGCUCUUUCACCCUGUUGAAGCAGCAGCUCGAGCUCGACUUCAGUUUUGCACCGCGCCGCGUCAAAGGCCUUACUACACUCGACAUACAGCCCGACCAAGCGCAACUGCGGGAUAUUACACUGAACUGCCGCCAACUGAGGCCGACGAGCAUCAAGAUCGAGGGAGAGAGGGCCGCCUUUAGCUACUCGAACCUUCACCAGCGCCUGACGCUAUAUCCCGGCACCGGCCUCGAGCAAUACCACUAUGCAAAAGAGCGGAUAGCGCGACAUACACAGGGCGGGGAAGAUGAGCUGGUUAUUGCUGUGCCUGAAAAAGUCAAGAUUCGGGAAGUGAAGCCUUCGGAGGCUGGUAUGACCGACGACGCCCCGGGCACCUUUUAUGCGCCGCUGAAGCUGGAGAUUGAAUACGAACUGGACGAUUUCCGGGACGCGCUACAAUUUGUCGGACUGGAGGAUGGAGAUGCACGGUACCCGCAUGCCUACACGCGCAACUCGUCCUUUCCUGGUUCAGCAUCGUGCCUGUUUCCGUGCAUAGACGACGGUGAAACGCGCUGUCUAUUCGAUGUUUCGAUUCGUUACCCACGAACGCUGGGGGAUGCGCUUAGCAAAACUCCAGAUACCAAUACGAAUGCGCAACCACAAAGAGAGGGUGCCGAAAAGGCUGAUAGUGUUAUGCUGGACGCGGAUGACGACCAAGUGGACUUGUCCGAGGAAGAGAAGGCCAUGGAGAUGCAAGUCAUCUGUUCUGGUACACUGACAGACGAUAUUCUCGAUCCCGCCGACUCUACUCGAAAGACAGCCAGCUUCUCCUGCGAUACACUUGUUCUUCCACAACAUAUCGGCUUCGUAAUCGGCCCCUUCGAACAUGUCGAUCUCUCAGAGUACCGUGACACACUUGACGACGAGCGCUUGGGAGAGAAUGCCAUCAAAGUCCAUGCCUUCUGUAUGCCAGGCAAGGAAAACGAGGUCCGGAACAGCGCCAUGAUGCUAGCUCGAGCGCUCGAUACCUUCACCGAGCGCUUCCAGAGUUAUGCAUUCGGCAACUCUUACAAGCUCGCAUUUGUCGAUGAUUUGGAGUGGGAUACUGCGCAUACAGCCUCGUUCUCCAUCUGCAGCUCUCGUUUGCUGUUUCCGGAGACGGUAUGGGAACCGCUGGAACACACAACUAGGGUGCUGGUACAUGCAGUAGCCAGCCAAUGGAUAGGCGUCGAUGUUAUUGCACACAAUCCUGAAGAUCAUUGGAUCAUCGUUGGUGGUUCAUGGUUCAUGGCUGAGCUCUAUCUCCGAGAGUUGUUCGGUCGCAACGAUUGGCGUUUCCGGCAAAAGCUAAUGGUUGACAAGGUCAUCCAGAUGGACCGGAAGCGCCCUUCGCUACAGCAACUUGGAUACAUCUUGCAGCUGGAUCCGGGCGAGGUUGAGUUUAUGGAGCUGAAAUCGCUCAUGGUACUCUCCAUCCUCCACAACCGCCUGGUAAAACAAAGUGGAAAGAACGGUGUUGACAGGUGUUUGUACCGGAUGCUGUUCAAUGCUCGCCAGGGCAAGUAUCCUAAUGGCGCGAUUGCUUCGGACGACUUCUUCGACAUUUGCGAGAAGGUUGGGCAUCAAAAGCUGGAGUCCUUUUUCCAGCAAUGGAUCGUGGGAUCUGGAUGUCCGACUUUCCACUGCGUACCUUCAUUUAACAAGAAGAAGCAAGUGGUACAGCUUACUAUCAAGCAGCUCCAGGCUGAUUCAUCGAUAACAAAUAUCGAAAACGGUCUCGCCGCGGACGACUUCAUGCGCGAAGCAAAGGAGAAGUCUCGGGACUUGCGCUCCGCGACAGGAUAUCCUACCUUUGUUGGCCCAAUGACCAUUCGAAUUCACGAAGCUGAUGGCACACCCUAUGAACAUAUUGUCGAUAUCAAUUCGAACAACGUCAAAGUGGAGAUCCCGUACAACACAAAAUACAAGCGUCUGAAGAGGAAUCGACUGAACAAAGAGCGUAUGGCUGCAGCAGCAGGCCUUGAUGCCUCAGGUGAAACACAAGAAGACGUCACCUUUUACAUGCUCGGAGAUCUCUUUACGUCUCCUCAAGAACACAAUGAGUGGCGACUAGAUGAUUGGCCACCGGAAGAUGAGGCCAAACAAGAGGGCGAGGCUUACGAGUGGAUUCGUAUUGAUGCGGAUUUUGAGUGGAUAUGUCGGACCAACAUCGAGGACAUGCCAUCAUACAUGUACGUCUCGCAGCUGCAACAAGAUAAGGAUGUCGUUGCACAAGCAGAGUCGAUACAGUUCCUCGCGAAUAAGGAAGGUCAUAAACUAAUCUCGACUUUCUUGGUGAAGACCCUGAUGGACAAUCGAUACUUCCACGGCAUACGAACCAUGGCUGCUAUGGUCCUGGCUCAGAGUGCGUUGAAGCGGACCGAGUGGGUUGGUCUCUUCCAUCUGAAGAAAGCUUUCCGCGAGCUUUUUUGCUUGCCCAACUCGCCCAUGACUCGGUCAAACGACUUCUCUGAUCGUAGCAUGUACCUGAUUCAAUGCGCUAUACCUAGAGCUAUUGCUAAGAUCAAGGGCGAAGAUGGGAGAUCUCCAUUAGAGGCAAAGCGCUUUCUGCUCGACCUGGUGCGGUACAACGACAACCGUGGAAACGAUUACAGCGACGAUCACUACAUCUCUACGUUGAUGCGGUGUCUUGCGGAGACGCUCACGAAGACCACCGCAAGUUCCGAGCUCAGCCACGAGGAAUGGGCUCAAGAGCAGGAUUUCACAAGCAAAGCCAUUGGGGAGCUUACCCGACAUCAGAGGCUUGAUGAGUGGAUCCCUACCUAUCAAAACGUUUACACAACUACGGCUCUCGAUUGUGCACUGAAGUUGGUCAUGAGCCGCGUUACCCCGUUCAAGCCGACCGAAUUUCUCCAGUAUGCCCAGCUAGGCAACGCAGACAACGUACGCCUGAAGGCUUGGGAAUGCUUAAUUCGGCUAGGCAUGUUUCGGAAAGAUACAAUGUUAAGGUUUCUUAUGCAUGAGAUCCGGUCCGAUCCCUCGCCGUACUUCAGGAAGCAACUGCUACGGAUCUUCGGCAUCGCUAUCGGACAGGUUGCUACUGGAGAUGUUUGGGCACCAGAGAAGACUGUUGAAACCUCAGCAGAUACGCUCAUGAUCGAAAACGAAGCCAGCAAUGCUGAACGUGCAUCGGCUCUCGCUCGACAGAACCUUAACGGGGCUCUGAGAGGAUUGAAGAGCGACUUGCAAGGUAACAUCACCCUUCGAAUGGUACUGGAGGAAGCCUUGAAGUCAAGAGCACUGUCAACAAGCGACAUGUCUGAGCUUUUGGACAUUUGCGACAUGAUCUUUGAUAACCAGAAGGUCAACAAGCUGCCUAUCAAAUUGGCUCUUCCACGCUAUUGGAAGGUGGAACAUGUUGGAAAGGGACUGUUGCGCUUUAGACACAAUAGCAGGUUCCGAGCCGUAAAGAUGCCACCUCGGGAACAAGUGGAGGAAGGGAUAAGGAAGAUGCGAGAGGCAAAAGCGGGCUUUUCGGCUCUUCCAAUACCUCCGCCUCAGCCCCAGCCUCAACCUCUACCUCAACCCCUACCUGUACUUCAGCCCGUGCGAGACGCAACUGCUCCAGCUUCGAAACUGCCAGGAUUGCCGAAGCUGUCGCUCAAGAUUGGCGGCAAGAAAAAGUCUGCCACAUCUCCACCGUCUACGGCUGGAACUCCGCAGGCCUAUUCGAGGAGUCAAUCUGUCGUGUUUUCGCCCACCGUCUAUAAUUCGCCAUCUCCAGCACCCAUGUCAAAGCCAGCAUCUCCAGCGCCAGCAGCAAAUGAAACAAUAGCAGUAGCACCGCGGCCGCCGCCUGCUGCUGCUGCUGCCCCGCCUCAGAUAGAUUCGCGUUCGUCGACCCCAGAGGUGCCACUGAUGCAACCUUCAAAGAAGAUUGCAACUCCAGCAGCAACCCCCAAGCCAGCAACUCCAGCACCUGCUCCCGUUCAAGCUCCGAAACCUCCAACUCCGGCACCCUCCGCUCCUGCCCCAGUUAUCAAGACUCCGGUUCCACCGCCCAAGGUCCCUACUCCAGCUCCUGCGUCGGCCCAAGCGAAGCCAACUCCGAAGCCAACUCCGAAGCCAACACCGGCGGUCAUCAAGGUACCGAAGCCUAUGUCGACGACUCCCACCAUUCAAUCUCCAGUCCCUCUGCCAGCUCCCAAGCUUAAGAUUAGGACCAAAACCGCAUCUGGCUCCACCGUACCAUCAAGACCUUCCAGUGCCGCUCCUUCGCCGCGCCCGAGUGCAGCUCCAUCACCUCGACCCAGCAACGUUCCUCCUCCAUCACGUCCUGCUGUUUCCACUCCAUCAUCAUCUAUAGCAAGGCCAGUGAUCAAGCAGAAGAGAAGCAAAAUCGUCAAGCUACGCCUUCCUUCUAAGCUUCUCUCAGGCUUCACCCCGGGAGAGAGCAAGAAACGCAAACUGAUCUCUGGAAACGGGGAUGAUGAUAGACCGUCUAAGCGUCAGAGUCUCGAAACAAGUAGUAUGUUGAAUGGUAAAGGAUCUGGUAAGAGCGGACUCGUUACUGUGGAAAAAGGUAGUAGUGGUAGUGAAAAGCCAAGGUUACUUCUUAAGAUGAAGGUGGGAAAGAGCAAGCUACCUGUUGAGCGGAAGCUGUGAAAGGGAAGCUGACCGAGUGCGGUCUCAGGAAGGAGAGUAACGAUGAGAACUAAGGGUAACAUGCAUUUUCAAGGUGUUUAACGGAUGGGCAUCUCUUCCUCUUCCAGCGAACGAAAAAGGAUUUGGGAAAAUGGAGGAUUAAGACAGCUGCAUGAUGCGAUUAGGACUACAGCAUUCAGCGAUGGCGUUUUCAUGUUUUUCAUUCUUUUUCAUAGUGGAUGGGACGUUAGGUGGAUAUACCCCCAGUUUUCUGAAACUAACGAACCUCAUCUACCUGCUGGAUUCGUAUGGUUAGACCGGCUAGAGUAAGAAUGUA